Messenger RNA from Pecten maximus, 2065 nucleotides. RefSeq lists its product as uncharacterized. Lineage: Eukaryota; Metazoa; Mollusca; Bivalvia; Pectinida; Pectinidae. The transcript is spliced from 3 exons. Bases 222 to 791 code for a protein of 189 amino acids. The record is from RefSeq and is a predicted model, not a curated record.
AUGCAAGCGCCCUAGGCUGCCAGUGAUGUAUGGUCGUCCUAAUCGUUUUGUGACAACAACAGGCACACUACCGCUCCAGGACGUACACGACAGAUGGGGGACUUACUCGUACAUAUAUGUCUUAAGGAAGUCUGUCCCCAUCAUACUACUCGGACGUCUACAAGGAUACAAACUUGAUCGAGGUGCGAAGCAUUUAAAGAAGUAUCAGACGACAGAACGCCAUGUUACUACGAAUAGGGCAGAUUACACGCGUUUACUGUGUGUUGUUGUGUUUUCGACUAGCUUGUCAAGCUUUUUCACCAUCAGAAAUAGAGAAAGCGUUUAAGAGCAAAAUAUUGGCAGCCAUCAAGAAGAACAGAAUUCAAGCCCGUACUGCUUCAUCCGGAUCUGAAAACGUUAAUUCACUGGUGCCACCUGUUAUUAAAAAAAGUACGCCACCAAUAUCUAAAGCAGAAACAAGUGUCCCAGCGACAUCUAGUGGUGGAAAAGGCACACAUCCUGUAAUUACUCCGACUGUUGAAACACCAAACGGAGCGAACAAUCCGGAAACUGUAGUGUCAGACUCCACAUCGACAUCAAGGGGAAAACCGGUAAAACCGAAAAAUUUGGACUCACAAAGCGUGGACGUAAAUAUAAACAUAAAUAACAAUAUCAACAACCAGGAUCCCGUAACAACAGAAACUGUUCCGCAAAAGAAAACAACAACGAAGUCUAGCCAAAUCAACUGUGAAUAUGCCUGCAAAUUCAUUACACUGCCUACAUGUGGGUGCACGCAAGGAGCAUGGGCCUGACACUGUGGUGAUGAUUCCUCGUCUGUUCUUAGAAACAGCAAUUCGCCAUACAGCGACCUCUGGUGGUUGAAAAAUCCAUCAUCAACAAUGCUAUCUUCGUCUACUACAAUGCCUUAAAUGUACAGACACGCGUGUAUGUCUAUAGAUAGUUAUUGAUCUGAUGUAUAUUAUGAUUUUGGCUUUAUGACGUAUUGCUUUAAUUUAGUUUUUGUCAUUUAUUUGACGUUAUUGCAUAAAUUGAUGAUAUUUUGUUUAAGGAAUGGAAUUCAUGAAUAUUGAUAUUAAACAGAAAGACUGUUUUGCAUUCAUCUCAUAAACUGUUUCACAUCAAGUCUAUACUAUUAAAACUAUGAAACUUUAUCAAUGAAAUGUGCAGUUUCUAAUUCUAUUUUCAACAAUAUGUCGUCGACUUUAGAUUAAAGGUAAACAUGCGUGUUAAGCGUAAUAACUUGCAUGGUGAUAAUCGAUGUAUUUCUUAUUUAAGUUUUCAUGCCGAUUAUAUAAACAACAGCAUGUCACAUUGUUUUGUUCUUCGUUGAGAUAGUCAUUAAUCAUACGGUAACAACAGUUAUAGCCCUAGUCUGUGUUCAUGACUUGACUUCCCCGUGUGUUAUAUCACAGUUAUUACGUAACGUAUAGCUCAUCAGUUUCGUGAUAUUUAUUACACAAAUGGUGUUAGGGACACAGGUAAGAAAAUACCUAGCGGAACUAUGAACCGUUGUUAUUGAUGUAUGUGGUGCCAGUAUCAAUUAACAUACCAUAAAGACAGGCUUAUAUGUAUUUAAAUUGACUUUAAAGAAGGCAGUAUUUAUAUUUCUUACCUUUUAAUAUUACAACAGAUAUCUUACUAUUUGGGAACCAAACACUUUCACCACAAGAAAAUAAGGUCAUCGUCUUAGCUGUUCAAUAUUAUAUAAUUAAAACAAACAGGUUUUCAUAAAAUUUUAUUUUAUUUAUCCCAAAAGAAUGUUUUUGUACUUAAAGUCAAGUUGUCUGUAUCAACAAUCUGAACUCUACACCAAGUAUUCACCAUUUUCCUUUUCUUCUCCUUGCUUAAACUUUUGUUAUUCAUUGUUAAUAUAUGGUCUUAUAUGGCAAAUAAUAUGUUGUCCAUCCUCAUUAUAUUUGCUGUUUAUGAUAAGGUGAUAGAUUUACAUAAGUGUCUGAGACACUUGUUUCUAUUUCCUAUUCUCUACAUUCAAUUUUGUAACUAUACAUGUUUUGAAAUGCCUGAAUAAAAGAAAGUUUAAACUAAUUGACUUUAAAAAGGAUCA